AUGCAACCAUCACGUGUGUCUAACAAGUGUCGCUCUCCAUGUGAAUCGAUCGAUUUAACUCCAGAACAAAAGCGUAAUAAAUGGACGCGUCUUAUAUUACGAGAAUUAUACGAUCUUGGCUUUUGUGAAGCUGCUGCUGCUUUGGAACAAGAGGCAUCUGUACAAUUACGAUCUUGUGGCAUGAAAAAGUUGCAACAUCUUGUGGCCACAUGUCAAUGGGAUGAGGCUUUGCAACUAGUCACACAAUCGGGGACUUUACACAUGAAAUCAACUCGUGCAACUCGUGAAGCAGCAUUAUUGUUACUUCAGCGAAAGUUUAUUGAGUAUUUAUUGAACGAUCAGCUUGCAGAAGCUCGUCGUACAUUUCAAGAUGAAAUAUUAUCCACGUAUCAUCUAAAUGAGACAGAAGUGAAGGAAUUAGCAGAACUUUUGCUUUGUAGAGAUGCCAAGGAGAUGCAUGAACGAGCGAGAAAACCAUGGCACGAUGAUGAGUUGAUAGUACAAUUUGAAGCAUUAGUGAGUCCAGAGGAAAUGAUACCCAAAGGAGCUCUUCGUAAACUUGUACAUGACGAGGAGUUGCACGUGCCACUUUCAAACUUACGGGGGAAUGUUACUGGGUAUUGCUUUGACACGUUAACGUGCCACACCGACGAUGUGUGGGCACUUGCUUUUUCACCCGAUGGACAAAUAUUAGCGUCGGCCUCUAAAAAUGGAUAUGUCGUAUUGUAUGAAAUUUCAUCUCACACCAACUUACUGACUGUGACGGGAGAAUCUAUAAAUGUCAAACGAGAUACUACACAUAUAAUUGAAAGCGUUGAAGGACCAAUUGAUUGCCUCGCAUGGUCUUCUAAUAGUCGUGUUUUACUUUUAAGUGGCACUCAUUCGACUACAAUUCAAGUUUGGAAUCGCACGACGAAAAAAUGUGAAAAAAGUCUUAACCAUCCAAUUGGGAACGUUUCGAGAUUACAGUGGCUUCCAAAUGGCGAUUAUUUUGUCAGUGGUAGUACCGAUAAAUUACUUGUUUUAUGGAAUGCUACGGAUAAUUCUGUCGUAUACCAAUGGAGUGGACGAAGAGUAGUGGACGUUGUCGUCCAUCCACGAAAUUCUAAUGUGUUUGUGCUUCUUCCAGGCUUUGAACUUCGAGUUUACGAUGUGACUCAAAAAUCGGAUCAUUUGAUACUUCAAACCAAACACGUUGUUUCGUGUCUUGUAAUUUCUUCUUGUGGUCACUUUUUGCUCUUAAAUUGUAUCAAAGAAGAGCAAGUGAUGUGUGUUGAGAGUACAACGGGACGUACACUCGCGACAUUUCAGGGUAUGCGAGAGCAACGUUACAUUUUACGUCCAUGUUUUAUUGGGUUUCAACAUGAACUUGUUGCUUCUGGAAGUGAAGAUGGCAAAGUAUUUGUGUGGGAACGAGAAAGUGGAAAACUUGCGAUAACAUUAGACGGACAUUCUAGUGUCGUAAACGAAGUGGUAUGCCAUCCGAUUCAUACAAAUGUGAUUGCGACUGCAAGUGACGAUAAAACCAUUCGUUUAUGGUCGCUUGAGUCCAUGGAUUUUCGAGAAGAUUUAGUUUUAGGGAGUGAACUUUCGAAAAACAAAUCUCAUACUAUUCUAAAAGAUGUUACAUAUACGACAACAGCACCCGUUGAGAUGCUAGUCUUGCCGAUAUUUUAA
Molecule: messenger RNA, 1677 nt
Organism: Plasmopara halstedii
Lineage: Eukaryota; Oomycota; Peronosporomycetes; Peronosporales; Peronosporaceae
Product: WD40 repeat-containing protein
Exons: 6
Coding region: 1-1677 (558 amino acids)
Molecular function (GO): protein binding
Source: RefSeq, a predicted model, not a curated record